AUGGAAAAUCAAGGACGAGUUUUUCCUGGGCGUAACCGGUACCACGAAUUGUUGUUCCUCACCAUUCACAUUAACAACACAAUGAGGGAAGUCAAAUCAAAGUACAACAUUGCAAACCGGGGGUUUCGUCUGGGUCGUAGGAGUCGAAGAACGUUCCUGAACAACCAAGGAAAAGUAUCUGUUCGAAAGAUCCAGAACCUCAUCGCAAAUUCUACAGAAGACCAGCUGCACGAAAAAACACGGACCCUCCUCUUUGAUUAUUGGAACGCGAUGAAGAUCUUCGUCGACACAGGACUGUUGAGUCUGCUGACUGCAAGGGACUACAUGAAGUUUCGUCUAUCUUACAUCGAUCAGCCCUGGCUCGACCUUGGAGAUGCAUAUCGGUCCCCAGAAAUGAUGCAAAGAUUCUAUCAACACGAACUUGCGCUCGGGGAUAAUCAAAGCGACGAGUUCGGAAGCGCCCAACAAAUUCUCGAAGAUGAUCAACGAGCUUUCGCGGAGAUUCGGCGUCUUGAAGAAGCAGAGGCUUCACAAGAACAACCCAUUGCAGACGUAGAACUUCCCCGAGAAGACUAA
Messenger RNA from Oikopleura dioica, 576 nucleotides. The record is from the annotation of a GenBank genome assembly. NCBI's taxonomy places the organism in Eukaryota, Metazoa, Chordata, Appendicularia, Copelata, Oikopleuridae.